Molecule: messenger RNA, 931 nt
Organism: Aspergillus pseudonomiae
Lineage: Eukaryota; Fungi; Ascomycota; Eurotiomycetes; Eurotiales; Aspergillaceae
Exons: 3
Coding region: 160-543 (127 amino acids)
Source: RefSeq, a predicted model, not a curated record
GUUACAUUAGCCGCAAAUAGUGAUGCUGAAUAAAUCGCGGCAUUCCAUCCACACCGUAUCUCUUCUCGGGGUCCGUUCAGCCUAAAUGGGCAUGUAUGCCAUCGACCGUCCACCCUUACUGUGGAUCCAUCAGGGAUGCGUGCGUCUUGAUUCGGUGAUAUGUCUGCCCUAAUGUUCGCUCAGCAAGCUGGUCUCAUCCCUAGACUUAGCCUGUCCCUUUCCAUUUCCGCAUGCCCACUACUGACUACCCAUUCAAUCCCCAUAUUGAUAGUGGUUAAGUCACCUACCACGGGAAUCCUUCUCGCUACAGUUGGCAUCCUUGUCUCCAUACAGGGGUUUGUUCAAGUCUAUGUCCACCUACGACAUCCCACCUUCCAACAUCACCAACUGAAGAUAUUCUGUUUCAUGUUUGCUGGUACUUCAACGGUAGCAAACUUAGCCUUCUGUCUUAUUGGGACCCUAAUGUGCACAUCAACCAGGCAUCUGUUUUUCUUCUGUUCAUCUCUUUUGACUACGUUGGUAUCGCUUCGUUCCAUUGGGUGACUAGUGCGAUAUACCAUCGUUCAAAAGUCGAGUUUCUGCCAUGGGUUCUCACUGGUAUAGCCUCAAUCAGUUACCUGGUUACCGCGGUCGCUUUUGUGUUCGAUUGCUGGCUAUUGUCAGUUAGGCUAAGUAUAUCUGGCCUUCACGCCCGAAGCAGAUUAGUGCAGUUACAAGUUGUUUUGAUUAUUGAGUGCAAAAAAGAAUAUCGCUUAGCCUCUCUAAUAUGCAUCUUCUCUCUCACGUAGAUUCACACACCGGGCGAUCUUGUGGCGACUUCGCAGUGCGAAGGGUGCCAUUUUGAACGAUGGAAGAGACAUCCCGGAAGAUGAAUUUAUUCAAUGGAUCAGAUGUAACCAGCCUGCAGGACAACAAAAUGCAAGGCGUGAAA